AUGGCCAACACCAUUAUUGCACAACCGGCACCUGUGGGUGACCACGGUAACAGCCCCAGUCGCCGCAUCCGCGGCCAGCGCCGCCAAUACACGUGCGGCUACUGCGAGAAGGUGUUCAAGCGCAGCGAGCACCGCAUCCGCCACGAGCGCACCCAUACCAACGAGAAGCCGUUUUCUUGUCGCUACUGCAAGCGAUCUUACUCGAGAAAGGAUCUCGUGACCAGGCAUGAGCGCACUCUACAUGCACAGGGCCAGGCUGAGCCUUCUGCCCUACCCGCCCUAGUUAAUCCGGGCGAGGGCGACGGCUCGUCUGAUGGGUCACUGAGCGAGGCGGGCGAGGGCGAGAUUGCACGUCGCUCUGGAGAUGCGGACGCUGCUGCUAUCGCUGCCGACGACCCACCGUCAUCCGAGUCUGAAGCUAGCCCAGCCUCGAGCGUGAUUACAUGUGGAGCAGCCGCCGGAGAACCACCCUCUCUGCCUGCCCCUGUGGUCAGUAGCGAGGACGGAAUCGGCGACUCGUCGGCGAUGGACGAGACCCGGCUUCAACCCCCUCCGCAGGAACCACCUCUGGCCCAGUCGACAGUGUCUACUGGUCCGCCUCCAAGUCUCGCCAAUCUACCUGACCCGCCAAGCACUCAUUCGGCAUCACAACCAACUGACGUCUAUCUGGCGCUUCAGGAUGGCUUCAACAUGUACGAGGCCUCGUCGCAGAUGCAUAUGGAUGUCGACGAUGACCGGGAACAACGGAUACACCAUGACGGAUACAGACAGGUGCCCGAGCCGCAGCAUCACCCUCAGCUACAGCGUCGGCCGCAUCAGGCUCAUGACUUUCACCCAUUCCCCCAGUACGAUCGCGGGGCACCAGUGAAUGCCAUGAAUCAGGACUUGGAUCCUGAGUUUUUGCCCACAUUCGAGCCUGACAUGUCUUACUUCGCCUUCUCGCCCCUUCCUGCUGGAUUAUUUGAGGUUGGCCAGAACAUCCCGAUUCUAGACAUUCCCGAAUAUCCGUCGCUUCACAACCCAACAGCCACCCGCUUCGACGCGGCGCUCUCGCCUGCACCAGCGCCGCCAGCGUACUCGCCGUCGCAACUUUCGCCGGUCAACGAUCACGCGGGGUCCAGUGGGUCCGAGACUGUGGUUGCCCGCGAACCACCGAGUAACUUGCCUCUUUUAGUUAAGGACAAGCCCCCGCAGAUCCCCAACUUCGUCGCCGAUGAUACCUUACACGCCUCUAUUUGCAAGGAUCUCGCUGAGCGCCUGGGACGGCCCGAUGUCUCGCAGGAGAUACCCUCAUCCAAAUUCUGCCAAGGGUUCCUCGCCAGCUUCUUGGAAUGCUACUAUCGACACCAACCGUUUAUCCACUUACCAACCCUGUCCACGACCGACACGCCCAGCCCGCUGAUUCUUGCCAUGUGCUGCAUCGGUGCCCUCUACCGCCUCGACCGCCGCCGGGCCCAGCGUUUGUACACCAUCGCUACACAAUCCAUCGCAACGGAUGUGCAGCGGUACACCAAGUCCUCAGAAGAGUGGCCUCUCUGGGUUGCUCAGACCAAGCUGCUCUUGUCUGCCUACGGUGCUCUGAGCGGCAAUAAAGACCUGGCGACAUCAGUCAUGGAUGAAAACGGCUUCUACACACUGGUUUACGGCAAGAUGCGACUUGCCCUUGCAGCCGAAAAUCCCGACCUGAAUAAGAUGACUUGGGACUCUUGGGUGCGCCGGGAAUCCUGGAAACGACUCCUAGGAGGCAUUUACGUUGCGAGCACGGUUCACGUGGUCAUUUGGGAUACCAACCCGGGCUUCAACACAUCCCAGGAUUUGGAGCUCGAAGUGUUACACGACGAAAGCCUUUGGAACGCAAAAACAGCCACUGAAUGGCGCGAGCUGCGGGCUAAUCUGCCCCAGCAGGACUAUCGAACCUUGAAGGACGGGCUGGCGAGCAUCAUGUCUGAGGGCAAGCCCGACUCUCCGGGGAUUAGCGCUUGCCGCCUCUCUUCCUUCACUGCUCUUCUUCUGAUGCAUGCCGUCAUCGUCCACAUGUGGCAGCUAGUCCAGGUGGCUCAAGCCCUGUCACCUACACCGCUGUCGCUGGGGCGCGACCCGGUCAGUUCGCUGCUCAUGAGCACGGCAGUCAGGUCCUUGGCGCGAUGCCAUGAGCUUCUCGACAAUGCCCAGAACGAGAAUGCUGGAGACCCAGGCCAUGAAGAAGGGACGUCGCAGAUCUUCAACUGCCAGGCGACCCUGAGGAUGGCCUACAUUAGGCUUUUCAGCGUGGCAAACGGCUUCAACCGGCUCAGCCUCAUCACGUUGGAUCCGGCCGCCAUUGAAUCAUUCGUGUCCACGUUUGCGAUCACGAAGCUAGAGCGAGGGCCGCAGCUGCUCAACGCCGUCGUCAAAGCCUUCGAGGGACUGAAGAUUCCUGUCAGAAUGGGACACAUGCUUGUGCGUAAGACGGCAGCACUCCGCUGGAGCCCGGCCCAUGCCAUAUCGGGCUGGGAUUGCGCGCUGUUUGUCUGCAAAUGGGUACAUUCAGUCGAGAUGGACCGCCUGAAUGACAUCGAACCAAGCAUGGCCGAGUGCGAGCUACUUGCAUCCAUAACGGACGUGCUCGAGGAGGCCGACUAUGAUCCAGGAAAGAGCAGGUCUCUGGCCGCAGGGGUGGCCAGGACAUGGAGCUGGCUGCUUCAGGAUGUGUGGGUGUGGAGCAUUACUCCGCGUAUGGGUGCUGUCCUCGAGCAGAUAGCCACUGCCUUUGAGCGAGUCAACGAUGCAAAUCGGCGUCCUGGGGCGUAA
Phialemonium atrogriseum is the source of this 2790-nucleotide messenger RNA. RefSeq lists its product as uncharacterized. Gene Ontology annotation, molecular function: RNA polymerase II cis-regulatory region sequence-specific DNA binding; zinc ion binding; DNA-binding transcription factor activity, RNA polymerase II-specific. NCBI's taxonomy places the organism in Eukaryota, Fungi, Ascomycota, Sordariomycetes, Cephalothecales, Cephalothecaceae. The record is from RefSeq and is a predicted model, not a curated record. Gene Ontology annotation, cellular component: chromatin. The transcript has 6 exons. Bases 1 to 2790 code for a protein of 929 amino acids. Gene Ontology annotation, biological process: regulation of transcription by RNA polymerase II; DNA-templated transcription.